CCAUCUUGAAACUGGUCACAGGAGAGGGAAACGUUGAGGAUACUGCACGCUUGGGAAAAUGCUGUACUGCCGUUCUUGUCCUUGAUACACUCAUGACUUGACAGCAGCGUGUUGUCAAAACUUAUUCGCUGUUGAUUUCAUGUGCGUUUCCCAACGACGUGUCUGAUAACAUUUUGGUUGCUCCAAAGCUGCAAUUGGAUACGAUUUUUACAGGCACUGGUUGCCAGCUUUUACGGUGUGCACAACUAGCUCGUAAAAGCCAACUGACAGAACACAUUGCAAUCCAUUGGGAAGGGGAAAUACAAUGUUUCUGUUUGGAAUUGGAUUAUGCGCUAGCAUAACGUUAACCUUACAUUUUGGAAGGUGAAGACAGCGUCGUGAGGACCAAGAAAUGAGAUGUAUCAAAUAUAACGUUAGUCCACGAAAUGUGGUGUAUUUAAACGUCUUUCUUAUCUAGCUAGCAGACGUUAGAUCAUUUACGAUAUCUAGAAAACUACGUAAUUUUAAACUACCUGAAGCUAGCUAUCCAGCUAAGAUUGCGGGUUAAUCAGAUAUGUUCAAUGAUAUUGUUGCUAAUUUGACUGCUUAUCAUAUUUACCUGGUUUCGUCUAACUAGGUAAAUUAACAAGAUUGAAUGUAAAGAAAGCGAACAUUAAUGUUAAACACAGUGGUAUAGUUGCCUAGUAUUAUUGCUAGCAACUAGUGCUGUAAGGUGCUACGGAUAGUUAGACCAACCUGCAACAAGUCAGUCAUUAGCUAUGGUUUUAACCAUUUUGUAGCCUCUAGUUAGCUACACAAGUAUCACCUCUUCCAUAUUUUUGGACAUAAUUCUUCAGGACCUUCAACUGUGUAACGUAGUAGCAAGCCUUGUGGCUGGCCAGUGGAUAUUUUGGAGUGGGUCUUCUCAACAAACACCUGUCAACUGGAAAGUCCGUGUUAAUACCACACUAUGUUGACAAUACUAGCUUGCAAACUAGCUGGCUAGUUACAUUUGUCUUUUUUUUUGCACAGACCUUCACAACACACAGUGGAGGAGCAAACCUUUGCAGCUGUGUGUUGUUUAUUUCCCGGAAAUAAAAGGAUUUCAAUUGGAUUGAAAAUGGGAGCUGCUAGUGAGCUGGCGUUUGCUGUUUUUCUCAUCUCGUUUUCCUCAGGUGCAAUCCUGGGUCGCUCGGAGACACAGGAGUGCGUUUACUACAACUCUAGCUGGGAGAAGGAGCGAACCAACCGCAGUGGCAUCGAGCCUUGCUACGGAGAUAAGGACAAGAGGCUCCACUGCUUCGCCACCUGGAAAAACACCUCGGGAACUAUCGAGAUCGUCAAGCAGGGCUGCUGGCUGGACGAUGUUAACUGCUAUGACAGUGAAUGUGUGGAGACGAAAGAGAGUCCGGACGUCUUCUUUUGCUGCUGCGAAGGCAACAUGUGUAACGACAAGUUCCUCUACAGCCCCGACACGCAGGCUGUCCAAAGUAAGUCGUCAUCGACCUCCAACCCGUUUUCCCAGAAGCCUCAGUUGUUCAACACCCUGCUGUACUCUCUGGUGCCCAUUAUGGGCAUCGCUGCCAUCGUCCUCUUCUCCUUCUGGAUGUACCGUCAUCACAAGCUGGCAUACCCCCCCGUCCUGGUGCCAACACAGGACCCACUGGGGCCACACACCCCUCCCUCUCCCAUCAUGGGGCAGAAGCCAUUGCAGUUGAUCGAGAUCAAAGCCAGGGGGCGCUUCGGCUGUGUGUGGAAGGCUCAACUCCUCAAUGACUACGUGGCUGUCAAGGUCUUCCCCAUUCAGGACAAGCUGUCAUGGCAGAACGAGUAUGAGAUCUACAGCCUGACUGGGAUGAAACACGAGAACCUGCUCCACUUUAUCGGUGUGGAGAAGAGAGGCAACAACAUGGACAUAGACCUCUGGCUCAUAACAGCCUAUCACGACAACGGCUCUCUGACUGAUUACCUGAAGGCCAACGUGGUGUCAUGGAACGAGCUGUGCCACAUCUCCCAGACCUUGGCCCGUGGCCUGGCCUAUCUCCACGAGGACAUCCCUGGGCUGAAGGACGGACACAAGCCCGCCGUCGCACACAGGGACAUGAAGAGCAAGAAUGUGCUUCUGAAGAACAACCUGACAGCCUGCAUAGCGGACUUCGGCCUGGCCCUGAAGUUUGAAGCUGGGAAGUCAGCAGGAGACACCCACGGCCAGGUGGGCACGAGGCGCUACAUGGCCCCUGAGGUGCUGGAGGGGGCCAUCAACUUCCAGAGAGACUCCUUCCUGAGGAUAGACAUGUACGCCAUGGGGCUGGUGCUGUGGGAGCUGACCGCUCGCUGCACCGCUGCAGACGGUCCUGUGGAUGAGUACACACUGCCCUUCGAGGAGGAGGUCGGCCAGCACCCGUCUCUAGAGGACAUGCAGGAGGUGGUGGUCCACAAGAAGCUACGGCCCUGCCUCAGAGAGUGCUGGCAGAAACACAUAGGCCUUGUGAUGCUGUGUGAGACCAUCGAGGAGUGCUGGGAUCACGAGGCCGAGGCGAGGCUCUCGGCAGGCUGCGUGGAGGAACGCAUCAUCCAGAUGCAACGCCAGACCAACAUCAUCGCCCCCGAGGAGAUUGUCACCGUCGUCACCAUGGUGACCAACGUGGACUUCCCUCCCAAAGAGUCCAGCCUAUGAAUGGACGAACAUUGACUGGACGUGUCAGGUGGUGGACAUGGAGCUAUUUUGAUUGGAUGUUUUCAGGUAUACAUUGAUCAACCAGAGUGGCCCGUUCAGGAUCAUGAACUCUGGAUGAUCCCGGGUUAAACUCUGACCCCUGACCCCCUCAGAUGGGUGUGCUGGCGUGGUGUUGUUUUAGUGCUGUGCGCUACACUACUGUCAUUCAGGAAAUACCUGGCUGUGCCCAACAACACUGGUUUGGUUUCAACCCACUUCAUAGUAUCAUGAUGUGUUGGACUCCCAUAGCGAGCCUCAAACUGUCAAAACGAAUCCUUCAAAAGAACACUAGGUCGUAACAAAACCCUGUGAGCUGGGCAAAAGGGAUAUUUUAUAUAUGAAGAAAACACUAGGACCUCCUAACAGACUUCUGUUCUAUUUUCUAAGAAAAAGAAGAGGAAGAGUAUGGACUCUACAAGACGAAGUCUCACAGCUCAGAAAAGAAAAGGGCAACUUGUUUUAAAAUUCCUUUGCUGUUUUCUUUCUGUGUUUAUAUGAUAAUGAUAAUGACAAUUGUAAUGCCAAUAAGAAACAGCUUCUGAAUGUCACGUGUACUGCUGCUGUACAUAAUAUCAAAACAAUGGUAAUCAAGGUUUAUUUUAGGGGGGGGGGGAUCCAUUUCCAAGCAUUACUACUUCGAAAGCAAAACCAUAGACCUCCCUCAAGUCAACACGGUAUACCUCAGUUCCAUCUUCAUUACAACACUACAACCAUAGAAGUAGAACUACUAUUGUUUCUAGUUCUGCUAAUUCUAUUUCUAUGAUUACAACAAUCUCUGUAAACUAUUCAGAUGACAUCAUUACUUUGGUAUUAUUGAACUAUAUACUGUACAGCUGUGGCAGGUGAAAAUAUAAUAAUUAUCACCACAGUUUUUAAAACUAGUCUGCGGAGAGAUGUAUGACCAUGCAUUUACGCGAGCCUUCUUGUUUUUCUUUGCGAGAAUUCUUUUUGAGCAUUAUUUUGUCCUUCCUUGCUGUUUUAAUUUGUUUUUAUUGUAAACAUUUUAAUCCUACAUUUUAAGAGUAUUUCAAUAACCCCCUAAGUCAUUGAAAAUGAUAUAAUUUUUUUAAAACACUUAUUUUGGC
Messenger RNA from Oncorhynchus tshawytscha (Chinook salmon), 3780 nucleotides. RefSeq names its product activin receptor type-2A. Gene Ontology annotation, biological process: protein phosphorylation; cellular response to growth factor stimulus; activin receptor signaling pathway. Gene Ontology annotation, molecular function: activin binding; activin receptor activity; ATP binding. NCBI's taxonomy places the organism in Eukaryota, Metazoa, Chordata, Actinopteri, Salmoniformes, Salmonidae. Gene Ontology annotation, cellular component: activin receptor complex; plasma membrane. Bases 1100 to 2656 code for a protein of 518 amino acids. The transcript is spliced from 11 exons. The record is from RefSeq and is a predicted model, not a curated record.